CCCCGGCCUGGCGCAGGCCCCGCCCCUUCCCAUCUGAGGGGCGGCAGGAGGGGGCCUGGAGAAAGAUGGCAGUGAAUCAGAGUCAUACCGAGAACCGCCGCGGGGCCAUCAUCCCUUUUGGCGAAAGUGUCUUGACUCAGUGUCAGGAUGUAGAACUCUCCUUCCCACAUCAACCAGAGGGAUCCAGUGUCUUCUGUGGUACAAAGAGAGGAACAGUGUUUCUUACUUCAUACCGGGUGAUCUUCGUGACUUCACACACAGUCAAUGACUCCAUGUGUUCUUUUAUGAUGCCAUUUGAUCUGAUGAGUAACUGCACCGUUGAACAACCAGUCUUUACCCCCAACUUCAUUAAAGGAAUCAUUCAGGCAGCCCCAGAUGGUGGCUGGGAAGGACAGGCUACCUUUAAAUUAGCCUUCAGAAAAGGAGGUGCCAUCGAAUUUGCCCAGAUGAUGAUGAAAGCUGCCUCUGCUGCUGCCAGGGGAGUUCCACUUGGAAGUCUAAACUACUGGUUCAGCUCUCCAGGACUGUACGUAGUUACUGGCAGGGGGGCAUGUGCUCCCAACAGAUGCCUUGUCCAGGAUACAGGCCCCUACCAGGAGUAUUCGGAACACCCCCUGCAGGAUACGGAUCCCUACCAGCUGGAAAUGAAGCUUCAUUGGCCGGAAAUGAAAACCCACCCGCGGCAAAUGAAGCCCCGCCUCCGGCAUACGGAAUUUCACCUGUUGGAACUAGAGCUGGGUCUAGCAGAUUUAUGGCAGCGCAGCCUGCUGGGUAUGAGCCUUCUCUUCCCGCUCCUUCAUCUUCUGAGCCCCAUCUACAAUCUUUUAGGAAAUAACCAUUGA
Messenger RNA from Mustela lutreola (European mink), 842 nucleotides. It is a transcript of the gene WBP2NL, whose product is annotated as WBP2 N-terminal like. Gene Ontology annotation, biological process: positive regulation of DNA-templated transcription. The record is from RefSeq and is a predicted model, not a curated record. Gene Ontology annotation, cellular component: nucleus. Lineage: Eukaryota; Metazoa; Chordata; Mammalia; Carnivora; Mustelidae. Gene Ontology annotation, molecular function: chromatin DNA binding; transcription coactivator activity.